This is a messenger RNA of Penicillium odoratum, 9648 nucleotides long. RefSeq lists its product as uncharacterized. The transcript is spliced from 3 exons. Gene Ontology annotation, cellular component: membrane. Gene Ontology annotation, biological process: fermentation. The record is from RefSeq and is a predicted model, not a curated record. The coding region runs from base 1 to 9648 and encodes 3215 amino acids. Lineage: Eukaryota; Fungi; Ascomycota; Eurotiomycetes; Eurotiales; Aspergillaceae.
AUGGCCACUACAAGCUUGACGGCUUCUUAUCUGACGCCGGACCCAAGCUUCAAUUGGUUUUUUCUCCUGGAGCUUAUAGUCUGCUGUAUUCUUGUUUUGUUCUUCCUGCUCUACUUCAAUCGGCUAUUCGCGACCCUUCUAUCCUACGCAAUACGAGCCUACACCUGGCACUACUACAGAGUCUAUGUCGAUAUCAAUGCGCUACAGAUCUCAUUAUUGGGUGGCAGAAUAUUCUUCAAGGGCAUUCGAUAUCAUGGCGUGAACGAGACGAUCUUCAUCCAUGGGGGGUUCAUAACAUGGAGGUACUGGAAACGCCCGGUGGCACGCACCGACCUUUCCGACGUUCAAGAGGAAGCAAGUAGCCAUGGCACAUCGGGGAACGGAGGAAAUGGUUCUGCGCCGGGCGCCAGUAACAGAAAAGCCGACCUCGGAGAACAAGGUGGAACCGAGAAAACAAUUGAGCUUCCCUGUCGAAUUUCAAUAAAAGUCUACGGCUUGGAAUGGUUCAUAUACAACCGAACCCCGGCCUACGAUAGUAUUCUUGCUGGCUUCGGAUACACAGACGGGUGGAACGAUGACGAAAACAUUGGACACCCCCAAUCUGUCGCACGGCCAGAGCGGACCGACACAACGUUCUCAAUGGAGUCUGGGCGUGGUAACAAGGAAAGCUUCGACGGAGUCUGUGAUCGAAACACGGGGGAAAAUCUGGAGUAUCAAAACUCUAAUAUUCCAAAUGCUGGACUCUCGGAGCCGGUGUCGAAUUUGCUUGAGCUCUUGCCAGUAAAACUUGACUGCACCAAAGGGGCGAUUGUGAUGGGAAAUGAAAAUACCCGCUCUGUCUUGACAACUACCUUUGAUGGUGCAACGGGAAAAAUUGCUGCUUGCAAGGCGGGUCCCUUAGAUUUGUACCGACAGCUCUUUUCCUUUCGGCUGAAACACCCAGUGAUCCAGAUGCGGCCUAAUCCCGACUUCAAACAGACACAACUGGCUACCGCUAAGGUAUUGAGCACCGAAGAAGAUGCAGAACCUACUCCAAAGGCGAAGCUAGGGAAUUAUUUCAGCUAUCGGUUUCAGAGACGCAAGAUAUGGCACAGCAUUCGAGACCUUGUUCCUUACUUCCAAACCUCAGUGGAGUCGUUCAGUUUGGGAAAGAAAGCUGCCAAUAUGCCUAGAAGUCAAGCGGAUUUUCCGGAUAUUCGCUGGGCUGGGCUUUCCCGAUAUCUGGACGAGGAUAGCGAGGAUGAUCAUGAAAAAUGGAACUCAGUCGAGUAUGCUCGAUUUUCCACUAUUCUUGACGGUACAAGCCUGGACUUGACUUAUUUCUGGGAUAUUCCUGGGCGUGUCAGGCCCGAACAUAUGGUAUUCGCCCAGGAAAUGGACACAAACAUCAACCAUGCCCCUCCUCCACAAUGGGGAAUUGAUCUUAAGAUAGACGGUGGAAUGAUCAACUACGGACCCUGGGCUGACAGAGAGCGGAUUGGCCUGCAAAAUGUUUUCUUCCCCAAUUUUUAUCGGAGUGCAGAAUCUGCAGAGCCACUAAAAGCCGGCGAGUUGAGACAAGGCACUUCAUUCAAGUUGCGUAUUGAAAUCAGCGAUGAGCUUAUACUCCGUAUUCCCACCCGAGAACAGUCGAAGGACUGGCAAUGGAAAGGCCGUGCAGAUACCGUUGGAGGGACCAAACCGAAGAAGCAAAGCGAGAAAGGCAAAUCACGCCCCAAAGAAGGCGAAAAGGGCCAUAUUGGCCCCGAUAUUCGUCCUUUUGGGUGGCUCUCUCUUCGCGUGGGUCCUGAGUCUACCAUCACCUAUACCAUGGACAUGGCAGCAACAAGCGCAGGGUAUCGAAAUGAGCUUGCUCUUGAAUUGCGUGACUCCAAGCUGACAUCCAGCGUAAAUCAUGGGCUACUAUGGCAGUGUCCACGACAGUUUGUCACUUGCGACUUGUCUAAUCCCCUCUGCUGGAACAGCCUACGGUCGUGGAAGUUUAUCGUUGAAAGUGAUGGAAUGGAGCUCUUCCUCUUGCGAGAUCACAUUUUUCUCUUAACUGAUCUCGUGAGCGAUUGGGCAUCUGGGCCACCAUCCGAAUAUUACACAUAUGUUCCAUUCAUUUACAAUAUCGACCUUAGCUUCUCGAAACUCGAGCUACUGGUCAAUGUGAACGACCGAAACAUCAUCAGCAACCCCUCUGAUCGUGAAGACAAUCGAUUCAUUGUCAUCAAGGGCAAACACUUGACGUCGAAUGUCAUGAUCCCCUUGAACAAAUAUCAACCUGAACAGAAUACAGUGGAAUUCAAGGUUAAUCUCCAAGACGGAGGUGUGGAUCACUUGAUUCCUGCAUGGGAUACACACCAUGCCUUCUUGCCAGGAACUUCAAUGGCAACACUGGAUAGCCUGCUUAUUGAUGGCGCUUAUACGUACUUCCUUUCAACGUCCCCAGAAUUCACAGAUACUCUGGUACUUAACAUUGAUGGUGCUUCGCCGCGAUGUUACCUCUAUGGUUUCUUGGUCAAGAGCUUCAUGGCUAUCAAGGAGAAUUAUUUUGGCGACGAGAUGCAUUUCAAGACCCUAGAAGAAUACCAAGAGCUGGCCUACGCAGAUGAACCGCCCACGAAUCCCACAGGUAUUAACCCACACCGAAGAUCAAAUGACAUGGAUGUCUUGGUCCAUAUCACUGUGGACAGUCCUUGUGCUCUACUCCCUGAAAACAUUUACGACCACUUGCAAUGCACACGACUUCGCGCUGCUUCCCUUGAGGCCGAUUUGCGAUUCACCAACUACUACAUGGACAUGCAAUUAUCAAUUAGUCCACUCAAGAUGGAUCUACAGUCUACACAGGAAGAUGGCUCGACAUCGGUAUCUGAAACCCAGCUUUUCAUUGACGGAGUUUCAGUCUACGGCCAUCGCCUUUUCGGAUUGCCUCCCGCAGAGCCAACCUACGUGUGCAAUUGGGAUUUUGAAGUGGGUAAGAUUAUAGGUGAAUGCUCUGCGGAGUUUCUGGCUUGUUUGGCCUCCAGUGUCAAAAGCUUUGAUUUUUCGUUUGACAAUGAGGAAAACUCCUUGCAUCCACUAUUUCCGCCUAUUCUUCAUGACGUGACCUUUUUGAGAGCGAAGAUUAGCUCUAUCCAUGUCACUGUCUUAUUGGAUCAAACAGCUCUCGUCCUUGGUUCUAAGCCACUGACAAUCAACUUCAACGACUGGGCAAACACUAAGUUUUCAAAGCGUAUGAAUUUGUGGAUGCCUGACUUGACUAUUGCUGCAGUCGAUCGUCAGUCGGCAGCAAAGGCUUUCCGGUCGUCUGAAAAGAGGGUAGAUCCUCUCGGCAUUAUUCAGGUGACGAUAGGAUUCAAGAUGGCACUUCGGAAACAGGACAUCACCGAAAGCAGACGCUUGCAACAGAAUCAUAUCCAGGUACAUGAUCAGCGAACACAUCGAGCACAGUGGCUACUCUUUGACUGGGAAGAGAUUGGUCCGAUUUCAUCUGUCCCUCACGGCGAUGGUCUUUCGGUUCCAACAAUCGCUAUACCCUCGAUGCCUGAGCCUAUGCAUCAGAGUUUUGGCUCCGCAAACACCUCGUCGUACAGAGGGUUCUCAGGAACUCAUCUUGCUGGGAGUGCCAGAAGCUUUCUUGUUCACUCUGAAACAUCAAGCCUCAAAAGUAGAAAAGCUCAAGACAAUCAUUUACAACGUACCGCGUCAGACUCAAGCUCAGAGUCAUUACGUCGGCCUGUCGCGCCUCUCCGUGAUGGUAGCUGGAGCACUAUGCAUGCCAGUCGAGCCAAGGAUAGUGACAGCUAUGGCUUUUCCACUCCCAGAGCAACCUCGUAUUCUCCAGCAGCAAUCAGAGAUACAAACCCUUGGAUAUUACCGCGAUUUUCGUAUUACAAGCUUUCUUUGGACACAUCUGAGCUACCGUCAACAACCAGCUACGAGCGUGGCGACAAUGAAGAAGAUACAUACCCGACCCCUCGUUCCAUGUUCUUGACUUUUGAGGAUGACCAAACCACAUACACCAACCUGGCGUUGGAUCUACCUCUGGGCAUCAGAGGCUUUUGCACCCCGAGAUUUCUGUUCAGUCUGUCUGCCUUGCUGGAUGGACUGGAGCCAAAACAUCCGGUCCAGAUCAUUGAUGCUCUUCAAAAAGACGUCAUCUCCGAUAUUGUAGGCUAUGACAAGUCUAUGAGCCAGCCGAAGAAAGCACUUGCUGUUGCUCUCCGUAUUCCUUCUAUCCAAUUGAGGCUAGUAGAUGUUUCGGAAUCUCCGAACAAUAAAUACAUCGAGCUUCGCGAUGAAUACAGCAUUGAAGUUUACCACCUGCGAGCCGAGUUUCAAAGACGUGUUCAACGGCAAAAGGGUGACCUUCUUGAGGGUCUCAAACAAGGCAUUACUGUGCAUGCGGCGGCGGAUCAUCUAUCGGUUUCUGUUGAAGGCAGUCGAACAGACUCCUUCCAGGAAAAGGCCAUUUUUAACUGCAACCUGAGUGAUAUGAAUUUCUGGCUUGUGACGUCCCCUGAUAUUCGCUCAAAUUUGCAGAUGCGAACCUUCAACACUGUUACGUCCGCUAAAUCUGUCGAACGAUUGGCAUUCCUUGUCGGCCGAGCCACGACUAUGUUCGACUCUGUUGCAUCGGCCUUCCAACAUGUCUCAAAUGCGAGUACACAGCGCCUGCAGUAUCUCAUCUAUUUUGUAACGCGGUCAGCCACCGACAUCCCGGACCCAAUCUUCCUUGCACGCAUUUCCUAUGUUCUUCGGGUUGCAUCAAGCCAUUUGCGCCAACAUGACUCUUGGAAAAUCAUCUCUCGCAUCCGGAAUAUCUACAAGAAUCUUCCAGUGCAUCAGCGGCGUGAGCUGGAACGUAAAUGUCUUGCCGACAAUCUUCCAUUGCCCACCAACGCUAGGUCCACUGUCUUUACUGGUUUCGACCAGUGGCGGGCAUGGGACCUAGCACAUGUUGAAAAGAGUUAUGUUAUGCGCAAAAUCUGGUUAAGUCCCGAACCGCAAAAGGCCACUAGCAAGCCCUCGAUGUCCAUCUCUUGCACAGUGAAGACAUUCCGGUUCUCUUUAGACCCUGGCCCAAGAGGAAAUGAUUUUAUUGUCGAAGACCUGUCGACAGUGACGACGCUUGUGCCUGAACACAUAGUUCAAGAGGGUGGUGCGAUGAAGCUCAAGAAACUCAUCACCACACAGGCAUACUCUUCAUCCUCUGCUCUUCAUUUACGAUGGGAGAUUCUGGAUCUUGUUGAGGGCAUUAUGAAAGUCAUGUCAACAGUCACACUUGAGUCCAAGCCAGUUCAACCCUCGCCCAGCGAUGGGGAAACAGAGUCAACAGAGUUGCAGAUUGUCUUAGGCACGGAUUUCGGGUCUAUUACCCUGGAUGGUAUCAAUGUAAAGCUUGCUCUGGUCUCCAAGGCUCUACGGAGUUCCAUUGUUCACAGCUCACACGGUACCAAGAUGACGCGCAAAGAAAAUCUCGCUCUUUUGUUUAGUGCGGAUGCAUGCUCAUCCGAACUCUUGAGUCAUUCUGGAUCGCUCGUGCUGUCCAGAAUUGCAGAUCCUUACUUUUAUUUCUCACUUGUCUCUGAUGAAGACGAGAAAGAGUGUCAGAACGAUUGGAGGGUAGCUGCGUCAUGCAGAAAACUUCGUUUUGAGAUAAAAGAGGAUCCUGUCAGUCUUGCGCAUGUGGCAGAUCGUGUGAUUGAGGAUGAAGUUAAAUACAUCCGACAGCUUGGUGACAAUUGCAAACUUCCAAAGCCUGCAACGCCUGAAGUUGAAAUUCCUCCGGCUUCUAAAAAGCCCACCCACAACCGCAUCAAUGUGGCCAUGUUUUUGGAUGACUAUCAGCUGAGAUUCAGCCUCCUUCCGUCCCUCACAUAUGUCAUUUCUGGCGACGUAGCCCGCAUGUCGGUAAUGCCUACACAAUCGUCACAGAUCGAGGUCGACUUUGAUGUCAAGCAGAAUUCUCAUGUGUUCCUGUCAGGUGAAGGCGCCAAGUCAAGGGCGCUAUCAAAGCUGGAUAUCCCUCCAACCAACGGCCGGAUCCUUGCAAAUCUAUCAUCUCCCCGUAAGGAGCUGGAGGUUGACUUGACCAUUGAACUAAUUCGUCUUGAGGCCAGUGCCGUUCGAAGUCUCUUGGGUGUUCUGACAGGACCUGAUGUAGCCCAUCUGCUGGAGGACCUCAAACAAAACUUGGACGUCCUUCAAUCUCACCUGGGCGAUGCCCUUUCGUUAGAAAAGGCAAAUGCAAAACCGAAAUCUACCUCUGACGAGACUACGAUUCUAUACAAAUCUCGGCUUACAAUGGCUGGGUUUGAGAUACAUGCUGUUGCGCCUGGUUUGAAUGGAAAGGACUACAAAGCAGAAAUGGUGUUUAGUCUUGGAACGAUGCAGAUGAGCAUCCAGAAUGGCCUGGAUCGAGGUUAUUCCAUGGAGUAUCCAGAGUUCAACAUUGAUGCUUCGCAAAUCAGCUUCCUGCUGCGGCGUCUAGAGAGGACCAAGGCCAGAUCUUAUGGCGGUUUCAAUUUAGCUGUCAAACUUCUUGGAACCUCAACUGUUCGUGAAAACGGUGAAGUUAUGCGAGCCUACCAUUUCACAAGCGAUAAAUUCGACAUUGAGCUCUUUGCUGAGACAGCUGCCUUGGUUGUGGAUAUUGCCAUUUACACACAGGAGCGUAUAAAGACAUUGGAUCUGUCCCACGAAGCCAAACGCCUACGCAGACUCCGGCGCCGCCACCAGAAGGAAACAAGUGACACACACACUGACGUUCCCAAGAUUCAGGUAAAUGACGAUGCUGCUACGCAGGUAUUCCUCAAUGCACUAUUUUCGUUGCACUUCCGGGAUAUCCAGGUAGCAUGGAACAUGUCAUCUCCUCUCUCUGGUCGCACUGGUCGCCAACCCGAGGACCUCGUCUUCUCAAUUCAGCAAAUCGAGCUGUCCAAUAAGAAGAAGAACGCAGCCAGGCUUCGGAUUGAGAACAUGCAACUCCAGAUGGUUCCAAUCCGUGCAGAUCGGAAAAAACGGUCGCUGAACUCCGCACUCAUGCCUCAGCUAGUGUUUAAUGUCGCCUAUCAUUCUAUGGGGAAAGAACUCUGGCUUGUGUUCCAGGCAGCCGGCAAAUCGCUCGACAUUCGUGCGACAUCCGAGUUUAUCAUCCCAGGCAAUAUGAUCCGGAACUCCAUCGCAUCCGCAACGGAGGCUUUGCGGGAGGGCAAGGCUGCUUGGGCUACGAAGCCAUCUCCUGAUCCGGAGAACGGACAACGAAGCCAGAGUCUCUUUGGGAACAGGCGACUUCGAUCUGUUGUUGUGGAUGUCGAUUUCGCCGGUGCUACAGUUUCGCUACAAGGAAAACAAAGUCAAGAUCCCCAGACUUUGAUGGCCGCCAACAUGAAGGGUGUCCGACUCUCUGACGCGAAAUAUGGCGAAUACGUACCAGGAGAUUCUGCAACAACGGCGACUUUGCAAGCGCCGGGGGUGGCUUUCAAAGUUCAUUUCGAGGAUAACGGAACCGACGAUCCAGCGCUGAAUGCAGAGUUGAAGGUCGACCCAUCCACUAACGUCUUGUACCCGACGCUUGUGCCCCUGAUCAAGCAAAUGACUGCUACGGUGAAGGAAAUCAUGGGCGAGAAAGAUCAGCAGAGUAGACCACGACGUCCAUCCGCCGCAACAAUGCUACAGCCUCAAAAGCUCAUGCAAGAGCCCCAGUUCAGUGCACCGGAUCCAAGUUCCAUUCUUGGGCGGUGCAAGGUCAACCUCGGAUUGUUGUUCUGCAAACAAGAAUUCAGUCUUAGCUGUCAGCCGAUUGCCAGAGUGGCAGCAACGACACGGUUUGAGAGCGUCUAUGUAACGGUCAACACAAUUCUAUCCAACGAGCAGGGCCGUUUCCUAGCUCUGUCUGUGGCAUUCAACAAUUUAGAGGCCUCGGUGAAGCAUGUGUAUUCUAACGAGUCUACGGCGAGCUUCAAAGUUCAGUCCAUGGUGCUAUCUUUGAUGAACAGCAAGCACCUUGGCCGAAGGAGCGGCGUGUCGGCCAUUCUCAAAGUGAGCCCCAUGAAGGUGAUACUCAAUGCCAAACAGGUGCAAGAUUCUCUGUUGUUCCAAGAAAUUUGGCUUCCAUCGGAUGAUGAGCCUAGCUCCGGCUCAACUCUGCAGCCGGAAGAACCGCAUGAACCAGAGGCUCAGGCCUACAUUGUUCAGCGUUACCAGAAGGUGGCUGCGGCAUCAGCGUUCCCCUGGAACACGACAAUUGCUAUCGAGAAGCUGGAGAUCCAGCUAGAUCUGGGAUCAACCCUGGGUAAGGCGCAGUUUGCCAUCGAUAAUCUGUGGAUCUCCUCCAAUAAGACCUCGGAUAACGAGCAAAGCCUGUGUAUCAACUUCGACUCCAUUGGCAUCGAAAGCAAGGGCCGGAUGAGCGGCGUAGUCGAAAUGCGGAAGCUUAAAGUUCGCACAUCUAUCCAAUGGCCAGAGUCCCGUGAGGCCGGACAGACACCUCUCAUUCAAGCCUCUGUCGCUUUCCAUCAUCUCCAAGCGAAAGUUUCCUUCGACUAUCAACCUUUCCUGGUUGCCCAUAUCGCUAUGUUUGACUUUUUGAUGUAUAACGUUCGGGAACCCUCUGGUGAACAGAGUCAACGACUCUUCAGUAUCCUGGAAGGCGAUGAGGUCCAGGUGUUCUGCACAGCCUUGACAGCAUCUCAAGCCCUCGCGCUCUAUCAGGCCUGGCAGAGGCUAGUCCAAGAUAAGCAAAGCGCGUACGAGGCAUCUCUGCGGGAGAUUGAGCGUUAUCUUCGUCGCAAAUCCUCUGCGGCUCCUAGUCAAAUAGAACCACGCGCAAAAGAAUUGAUCAAAAAGGAUGACGAUUCAGAGAGGACGCCGAUUCAACUGCAUACUGGUGUAGUAGUUAGUAUCCGCCACAUCAAUCUCGGCGCCUUCCCCAGCUCCUUCUUUGACAAUCAGAUCUUCAAGUUAGAGGCCUACGACGCCCAAGCCCGCUUCUCCGUCUCACUGGAGUCUGACAAAAUCCACAGCGCACUGGGCUUGACGCUUGGUCAGCUGCGCGUGGCACUUUCUGGAAUCAGCCGACCCAGCUCCGCCCAACUGGAAGAGCUCUCUGUGGACGAAAUCGCGCAACGAGCUGCCGGGUCUCGUGGUGGCACCAUUCUCAAGGUACCCCGACUGGUGGCGGGUAUGGAGACCUGGCAAGUACCAGGGUCUCGGGAAAUCGAAUACAUUUUCCACAGUUCUUUCGAAGGCAAAGUCGAUGUAGGCUGGAACUACUCGCGCAUCAGUUUCAUCCGUGACAUGUGGGAGUCGCACUUGCGCGCCCUUGCCUCGCGGCUUGGUAAGCCGCUCGCUCCGUCUGCGGUGCGGAUUACUGGUGGCCCUGGCAGCAGUACCGAAGGUGGCGGCGAAGGGGCGGAGCAACAAGAAAAGAUCACUGCCGUGGUGAAUGUGCCACAGUCCAAGUACACAUAUACCCCGUUGGAGCCGCCGGUUAUUGAAACGCCACAGCUGCGGGACAUGGGAGAGGCAACGCCCCCGUUGGAGUGGAUCGGGUUGCAGCGUGAUAAGCUGCCCAAUGUUACGCACCAAAUCAUUAUUGUGACUUUAUUGGAGAUCGCCAAGGAGGUAGAAGAUGCGUAUGGGACGAUUCUGGGAACCUGA